CAAAUUCAAUAUUUUAAAUGAUCUUCUAAAUCUUAUCUUUAUCUGAGGCUGUCUCUUUAAUUCUUAGAGUACUCUAGCAGAGAGGAAGCACGUGACAGACAUCAGAAAAUAUUUAGCUGUUGCUAAGUUUCUCAUUCACAUAUCUCCAGAGCGGAAGACAGUAGUGCUGUAUCCUUCUCAAACUGAGCAUCUGAAAGUGAGAAGAAAAAAUGCAAAACAAUGAAUGAACUGAACUGGAAUUUAGUUAUUCUGAAUAUAUGGUGAAGAUUGAAUAGUGCAAAGAAAUUUGCUUUGUUUCUUUUCAUAGCUGACUCCUACAACUGGAAUUGGAAUUAUUAGCUCCAGCUUCACCGAUCUGCUACAUCAUGUCAUUCGAGGAAGAUGAAAUGGAAAAUUCCACCUGCACGAAAUAUGUAGAUAUGGAUUUGUUCCUGCAUUGCUCACUAGUUCCCUCUAUUAUUAUCAUUUUGACACUAUCUUAUCUUGAGAGGCGUGUUAACAAAUCAAAACUAGACAACAAAUUAUACCUGCUCAAUGGAAGAUUUGGAAUUGUCAUUCCAUUAGAUCUUAUUGGAAAUUUCAGCAACAGGUGGUCCUUUGGUUUUGCAUUUGGUGCAAUAGCUAACAAAGUCAUAUUACUAUUUUCAGAGGAAUAUCUUCCCAUAGGAUUGCCUACUUGGGCAAAAGCCCUUGGUCUUUUUAUUGGAGCCAUUGAAGUUGGACUGUCUUUUUAUCCUAUUUUUGCCUGUCUUACCACUAAAAAUAGAUUAUUUGGGUCUGUUACUGGAUUUCUGUACACUCUCACUUGGUUUAUCAUUGCUACAAUAGACAUUGUCUCGUGCCCAGAUGGAGAUUUUAUAGGCAGCUAUGAAAACCUCAUAUUUUACUGGCCCUGCCUGCUCUGCUUCAUAUUCCUGCUUAUCAGAUUUGCUUACCUGUUUAUAAAGUCAAUCAGAGUAAUUAUGGGUGCAGAGGAUGUUAUCGAUGAAGAACAAUGUUUUUUGGCACAACAUCAAGCUGAACAUGUGAAACGGUUAUUUAAAAAGCCUGUGCAGGUGAAGAAAUCCUGGUUUGGGAGAAAGAUAUAUGAUUGGGACCCUUGUUUUAAAUUCCCCAGCAGAAUGAUUGGCACAACAGUUCUGUCCUUGUUAUGUCUGUACAUUAUUGUUACUAUAGAAUUAAGAGUAUUUAUAGAUGUUUUACGAUUGAUGAACCAUUUAGCAGAAUCAGCGGAACAGCCGGAAUCCAUUUUUUAUGAAUUUAACCAAACAAUGUCAACUGUGAAGGAAUAUAUUAGUGCUUUUGAGGGUGUAUUUUUUUUCAGUGCCGUCUUAGCAAGUUCCAUAACGGUUUCAUACGUAUUUCACAUUUUAAUCUGCUACAGAAACCAGAUGAAGUGGCUUUGGAUUGGGGAAAAGUCUUUCCUGCCCAAAAAGUUUCAAGUACCUUCUCCUUCUCAAAGUGUGGCGGCGAUUGCAAGAUAUUCUAGCUGGCAAGUUGCAUACCUUUUGUGGGGUUACAUUAUAAUGCACGUUCUUCAGACUGUAUUAGGAAUGGUUUUCGUGCAUUUUUUUGUUUUUCCAAUAAAGCACGGCCAAGCACUUCAGUUGUUUAAGGACUUGGGUCUUUUUAUUCUCACGCUUGGCAUCGUAUUUGCACUCAUGACUCUGCAGGUUGUACUCGCUCACUUCUUCUUUCUGCAAAAGAAAAUCUCAUGUGAAGACAAGCAGAAACCGUUGGCGCUAAACAACAGGAAGGCAUUUCACAACUUCAAUUACUUCUUCUUCUUUUACAAUGUGAUUGUUGGAUUGAGCGCCUGCCUAUUGAGAUUGCUCUGGAGUGUGAUACUGGGGAGCUGGCUAAUUGCUCGGAUUGACAGCUCAAUACUGCAAAGGGGAUAUGAAUCAGCUGAUACGGGUUACAAGACAUGGAUUGGAAUGAUAUAUGUGGAUCAUUAUCACACAAACCCGGUGCUUGUGAGCUUUUGUGACAUUGUUUUAACAUUGAGGGCUGAGAAAAAUGCAAGAGAAUACUCUUCAAAUGACGUAUUUGCUGACUCAGCAGCAUCAAAUAUUUCAAGUAAAGCCCGGACACGAUGGCUUCUGUAUUACACUCUCUUGAAAAAUCCAAGGCUUAUAUUGCACAGGAAAAUGAAAGGACCUGGUGAUGGAGAAAUGACAAAUGCUAUAAUUCACACUAGAACUGUUCAGGCUACUCUUAUGGAGGCUGGAGUAAAAAAUAACUUGGAAUUGCCUGUUAAUGCAAACUGUGUGGAAUUAAGGGAACGGCGAUCAUUUGAAUACUAAUUAGUUAUAGAAAACUAUUCAGAAUCUUUAAGGAACUACAUUUUUUAAAGGUCAAAGCAUAUAUUUUUUUUAUUUACCCUACACUGAAACAAAAAGGAGAGAAUGUAGACAUGGAACAGUUGCUCCUGUUGCGUAUCCCAUCAAGUUAUGGGAAGCACAAAGUGACUCAAUGCUGUAAAACAAAUACAGUAAUUAAGGUUUUUUUUAUUAAUACUCCCUCUAAAGUUUUCCUGAGAUUUAUGCUUCUAAUUGUCCUACACAUUUUAGCAGUGUCCCUUCCAGGCCAGGAUUUGCGGCGAGGCUGCAAAGGCCCGGGCCUAGGGUGGCACUAGGGUCGCCACCCUGCUGGUAUUUUACUGGCCUGGCCGGUAAAAAUGA
This is a messenger RNA of Xenopus laevis (African clawed frog), 2684 nucleotides long. RefSeq names its product stra6-like, gene 2 L homeolog (gene stra6l.2.L). The transcript has 18 exons. Lineage: Eukaryota; Metazoa; Chordata; Amphibia; Anura; Pipidae. The record is from RefSeq and is a predicted model, not a curated record. Bases 366 to 2306 code for a protein of 646 amino acids.